Molecule: messenger RNA, 1760 nt
Organism: Cricetulus griseus (Chinese hamster)
Lineage: Eukaryota; Metazoa; Chordata; Mammalia; Rodentia; Cricetidae
Source: RefSeq, a predicted model, not a curated record
AUGCAAAUUUCAGGUCGUACCCAUCUAUUCAGGCUGUACGCCUUCAAGGCUGCAAAACUGUCCAUUGCUGAUCUUAGUGCGUCUGCAGUGACUCUUUUGCCUCGACUCCUUAAGAAAGGUGACCCUCCCACCCUGGCUUUGGAGCUGAUUGAUGAACUCCCAGAGGGAGCUGUGAAGCCUCCAGCCAACAAGUAUCCUAUCUUCUUUUUUGGUACCCAUGAAACUGCAUUUCUAGGUCCUAAAGACCUUUUCCCAUAUAAGGAAUACAAAGACAAGUUUGGAAAGUCAAACAAACGGAAAGGAUUUAAUGAAGGAUUAUGGGAAAUUGAAAAUAACCCAGGAGUGAAAUUUACUGGGUACCAGACAAUUCAGCAACAGAGCUCUUCAGAAACUGAGGGAGAAGGUGGAAAUACUGCAGAUGCAAGCAGUGAGGAAGAAGGUGAUAGAGUAGAAGAUGGAAAAGGCAAAAGGAAGAAUGAAAAAGGAGGCUCAAAACGGAAAAAGUCCUACACUUCAAAGAAGUCUUCUAAACAGUCCCGGAAAUCUCCAGAUGAAGAUGAUAAAGAUUGCAAAGAAGAGGAAAACAAAAGCAGCUCUGAGGGCGGAGACGCCGGCAAUGACACAAGAAACACGACUUCAGACUUGCAGAAAGCUGGUGAAGGGACCUAACAACCAUAAUGAAUGCUGCAUAUUGAGAGAAACCACAAGAAGGUUAAAUGCUUGAUUGUCUAAUUCUUGGAUUUGAUCUGAACCAACACAUAGUCUUUGUUGUCACUGACAGAGCCCCACCCAGUAUGUGUGUGCAUUAUUCACAUUCCUGUCUGUUCUGUUGAAGGGGGAAAAAGAGACAUUUUGACCUUUUUUAAGGUUAUUGACUUAAUUUUAUGUUAUUUGGUUGCAUGAAAUUGCCCUUAACCACAAAAAGUUAUCAAGAUUUUUGCACAGACUUUUCCAUGUCUAAGCUCCUUUUCCAAGGCAGUUCUGGUCGUCAGCUUCCUGCCUUUACCCCCACAAUCAUCAAAUACUCAGUUAAACAGUAAUUCAUAUUUUUUAGAUGACUAAUCAACAUAAUACUUAAGGAUGGGAUUUUCUUUCUAAUAGAACCCAAGAACCAACUCCUAGAUACAUAUUGUUGGUAUACUGGAGGUGAAAUUAAAGUCAUCUUUCAAUUUUAAGGCCAUGUGUAAAGUUUAACCGUAUUGUACAAUACCUGUUCUGUAUUAGAAAUAGCUAGUUGAAACUUACACUUCUCAAAACUCAUGUUGCUGUGUACACAAACUGAGUGUAUAUGUGAAUCUAGUGAGUCUUUUUGUGUUAUACCAAAAUAAAGCAAGGAUUUAUUUUUUCCCAAUGCCAAUAUGAUUUGAGCUAAUCACUCAAGCUGGUCACUUUACACUUGAAAGCUGAAAUUAGCAGGAGCACCAUGGGAAAACAGACAAAGCAUUGAUGCUUGAACAUAGACUUUUAAAAUAAACUUUUCUUUUGGAACUAGAAUUAGAGUAGAUAGCAUUCACCUGCAAAUGAUUAUUAUGUGUACAUUAUUGUCGCUAUUGUGAUAAUAGAAUCUUAUUUAUUUUUAUGCCAGCUUAUACUGUGAGAACACAUUAGUCAGUUUGGGUUUCAUCAACUCUGUUAUGCUUGUCUUUGGAACAUCUUCCGUGUAUGUUUGAGGUUUGUAGCUGAAAAGUUUACUGUAAAAAAAAAAAUCAAAAACAACAAAAAAAUGUAUUGUUUUUACAGAAUAAAUUUAUUGGAAUGUG